GAAAACCGCCUUCUCUCUCUCUCUCUCUAGCGAGUCGCUCUCUUCUUUUAGGUGAUGAUUCUGCAUCGUUUUCAAUGAAGUUUAUAGCCGAUAUUUCAGGCGAUGCGUAACAACCCAUCUUUGGACCGAGCAUUCCUCUUCUCAAUCCCUCCGCUUCCACCGCGUACCUUCCCUCUCUACCUCUCUCUCUCUCCAUACAUUUUCCUCUUCCUUUUGGGCGUUCCGCGCGUUCGUGGGUGUUGGUGGAUGAUUACUGGAUUUGGUUCGCGCGUCGUGGGUCCGCGGAGGAGAUUAGUUUUCGUGGCGGCUGUGUUGUUGUUGUUGUUGUUGUUGUCGUCUCUUCUCCAUCAUGACCGCCGGUGGUCAUCCCCUUAUCUCCGUUCAUCCGGACGAGCUCAAAUUCAACUUUGAGCUGGAAAAGCAAAGCUACUGUGAUCUUAAAGUCGUAAACAACACAGAACACCAUGUCGCUUUUAAGGUUAAAACAACUUCUCCUAAGAAAUAUUUUGUACGACCUAACACCAAUGUUAUACAGCCCUGGGAUGCAUGUUUCAUAAGAGUCACUCUCCAAGCUCAACAGGAAUAUCCCCCUGACAUGCAAUGCAAAGACAAAUUUCUCCUGCAGAGUACAAUAGUGCCACCAAACUCAGAUGUUGAUGACCUGUCUCCAGAUACUUUCAAUAAGGAUGGAGGAAAAACAGUAGAGGAAUGCAAGCUGAGAGUUGUAUAUGUUUCUCCUAACACAGGUCAAGAUAAUUUGGAAGACAAUACGCUGAAGAGCUCCAGACAAAGUUUUGAUGACUCCACUAAUCAGUCUGUGCAGCAACUGAAGGACGAGAGAGAUGCAGCUGUUCGGCAAACACAGCUCUUGCGGCAGGAAUUGGAUAUGCUGAGGAGACGAAGGCAUCGGAAAAGUGACCCAGGCUUCUCCCUCAAAUUCGCACUCCUCGUAGCUCUCAUUGGAAUCAUGGUUGGAUUCCUUUUAAACCUAUCGCUGUCUUCACCGUCGGCAGAAUAACUUCCCUCGAAAGAAAGUAUCGAUGUCCUUGUAAAAUUUUGCUGGCUCUGCUUGGAAGCAAGUUUUCCCCAUGCUUUUCCAUUUUGUACAUUCUAGCAUUAUACAUUCGUGUCUUAGAGGCUCCUUUGUCAGCUAUGUCCUGGAGAAUAUCUGGUAUUAGUUUGGGUUCGCACCCAUCGAACGAUCAUCUUUCGAGCUUGUCGAAUGGCGUGAGAGCGGAGUUUAUGAAUAAUUAUUUGGUUAAGUAA
Syzygium oleosum is the source of this 1266-nucleotide messenger RNA. Its product is annotated as vesicle-associated protein 2-1. The coding region runs from base 350 to 1018 and encodes 222 amino acids. Lineage: Eukaryota; Viridiplantae; Streptophyta; Magnoliopsida; Myrtales; Myrtaceae. Gene Ontology annotation, biological process: endoplasmic reticulum membrane organization. Gene Ontology annotation, cellular component: plasma membrane; endoplasmic reticulum membrane. The transcript has 8 exons. The record is from RefSeq and is a predicted model, not a curated record.